AGAGUGACUUCUAACUUGAACCCUCAGUUGGCUGUGAGAGAUCCACCAUCAGUUGCAGGGCUGUUGACCUGCUGGUGGUAAAAUCUGUCGUAACCCGAGGAAGGCUUGGAGGUCUGGGGCGCUGUGUGACUGUGUACCCUUGAGUCCUUGCCACCAGCAUGGGGAAACAGAACAGCAAGCUUCGCCCCGAGGUCAUGCAGGACUUGCUGGAGAGCACAGACUUUACAGAGCACGAGAUCCAGGAAUGGUACAAAGGCUUCUUGAGAGACUGCCCCAGCGGACAUUUGUCAAUGGAAGAAUUUAAGAAAAUAUACGGGAACUUUUUCCCUUACGGGGAUGCUUCCAAAUUUGCAGAGCAUGUCUUCCGUACCUUUGAUGCAAAUGGAGAUGGGACAAUAGACUUUAGAGAAUUCAUCAUAGCUCUGAGUGUAACGUCGAGGGGGAAGCUGGAGCAGAAGCUGAAAUGGGCCUUCAGCAUGUACGACCUGGAUGGAAAUGGCUACAUCAGCAAGGCAGAGAUGCUGGAGAUUGUGCAGGCGAUCUACAAGAUGGUCUCUUCUGUCAUGAAAAUGCCUGAAGAUGAGUCAACUCCUGAGAAAAGGACAGAAAAGAUCUUCCGCCAGAUGGACACCAACAGAGAUGGAAAACUCUCCCUGGAAGAGUUCAUCCGAGGGGCCAAAAGCGACCCGUCCAUUGUGCGCCUCCUGCAGUGUGACCCGAGCAGCGCCGGCCAGUUCUGAUCCCAGCACCCCACCAUCUGUAGAGCUGCUUGUGUUCCCUUUUGAUUCUUCUUUUUAACAUUUUUAUUUUUAUUUUUUUUGCCAAACAAUAUCGAUGGUGAUGCUGUCCCCUGUGCAGUCAGAGGCACCUUCCUCCGUGACGCCUUCGCCUUCCGCUUCUUUCAUCGUGGACGCUUCGUGGGAAUGCCCAGAGCCCCAGCGUGUGUGGAAAGCAUGAACAGACUUCGUGGUGUUCCUUGUUUAAUGACUUCCUAAUCGUUAUUAUUAUUUUUUUUUCUUCUGAUUCUAAUGUUUUUGUUCUAAAACCUAAGACUCGGGGGGCGGGGGCAAGAGAAGGGAAUCCAAUUUAAUCCAGUGAUUCCCCUGCAAGCUUCCAGGGGCUUUGUUUGAAAGACAAAACUCCCCACCUGGGUCUGUUGUCACACAUGCCCUUGGGGCAAUGGAUGGCACCAGAUGCUGGAUUCCCCAAGAACAAGUUACCCUCUGGGGCGAGGCUACUAAAGGGAGCGGGGACAUCCCCCACGAGGUCCACUCCGCCCUCCGCCCCAGCAGGCUGUAGUUUCUAAGCUGUGAACAUUUCAAGGUAAAUUAAUAGAGAAGAAAAAAGAUGGCUCAGCUAUUUUUUUCACAGGUUUACACUGGUUGAGCUCAUAGGAGUUUUCUUUGGAAAUCAAACACAAAUGGGUAACAAUCCAAAACCAGACCCAUCUUGUUGCCUAUUGUGAUUUAAAAAAAGAAAGAAAGAAAGAAAGAAAGAAAGAAAGAAAGAAAGAAAGAAAGAAAGAAAGAAAGAAAAAGAAAAAAAGACUGCUGUAUAUAAAAUACUGGGAUUGCAAACCAAAUUAAGUGUUUUGCCUUGUAAAUGCAUGUUUAGUGAGCACUAAUACAAUCUGAUUACAGAAGACUGUUUUUAGUAGCUUAUUGUAAGCCAACUAUGAUGAAUGUCCAUGUUGUCUUGUUUCAAAGUCAGAUCUGUCUUUGCACAAAUGUACCAAUCUACAAGUAUAUUUUGUAUAUUCCAUAAAAGUACAAGGUAAUCCUGACAAGGGCCCAACUUUGAUUCAGAAUGCUUUUCCAGAGUCACAGUGACUGGAGAACAGAAGCAGGGUAAGAGGGAGGGGAUCAGGUCAUGGGGGCACCAGGAGGAUAAGACUUCUGAGAGGGGCCCGCUCGUGGUUUGCUGGCUAAGCUCAGCAGCCCAUUGGCAGCAUGGGAAUGGAGGUGCCAUACUUUCCUGAGCAGAUGACUAUUCCGCAGACUGAAGAACAGUGGCCUAAGUUCUUGGGACUUCCCAGUGGUUUAGUCACCUUCCUGGUUAGGAAGGAAUAUCAUAUUAGGAAUGCUCACUUUUUUUUUGCCUGUUCAAAGAGUCUGAGGGGGACAGUCAUUUAAUUCACUGUAAGAAGGCCCAAGCAAGUCCAUCAAUGGUGUCCAAGGUCCUGCUAAUGGUAUUUUCCAUCACUGUUUUAUUUGAAUGCACAUUUCUCUUUCCAGAAGUGACAACACAAACUUGAGUUGCUCUUUGGGUUGGUCACCUCAUGCACACUAAUUUGAAUUGAAGGCUAAGAGGGAAAACCUCCCGUCACUGGAAAGUCACCCUAGCAGCAGUUGGGUGACAUGGGGUGGGGGAGGGGGCUGAACACUCCAGGAUAAAGGGGGGACCUGUCCCAAGUGAAGGCAGAGAGGUCCCCCCAGGGAUCUGUCUGCUGCCAAGUCACUUCCUGUGAAACAGGAACCACAGAAAGACAAAUAUAACUCGGAGGAAAAUGCUACUGAGUACCUCCUAACCUCCAGGUUCCUGUGUAUGAUUUGAAUCUAUUCUAAUUGGUUUCAAAAAUCCAAAUUUGUGUGGUAGACACAAAACUACAUUUGCAGGGUAAAAUGUUGAGACCUGGACUCAGUACUCUUAAUCUCCGAGUGUCCCUUCUUCAUAUUCUAUGCCAAGACUUGCCAAAUUCCUCCAUGGGCCAAGUGGUCAAAUCUGUUUCUGAAAAAUAGGGAAUUAACCUAAUUUGUGGAGUGCAGAGGGGAAAGAGGGUCCAGCCGUAGUGUUUGGGAGUUGCACCCCACUUUUUUCUGAUCUGGAUUGAAGACCUAAUUCCUCCUUUUAGUUCUUUCAAUAAGUAGACUCAGUUAAGGUUGGAGGAAACCGCUGGAUUCUGCCCUAGGUUCUGAUGUGUUGUCAAACUCUGUUCCCUAGAAUGAGAGCUGGGGUGAGGAGCAGAGAAGGUCUCCAGCUGUUCAGGCAAGAAAGAGAGCCAGUGUCCUUGACAGAUGGACACUGCUGGGCCCCAGAAGGUACUGAGGUGGCCCUGGUGUUGCCAAGCCACUGACCGACACUGAAUCUUCUCCAGGCUGUUUUUCUCCUCCUCCUCUUCCCAGGAAGACCUUGGUAGGUCUAAUCCAAUGCACUCAAGUUUGGCCAAGGGACUGCACUGCACCCAGAGGGCUGAAUGCCUGAAGGCUUCUAUUGCUCCUAUACUGGGUUGUUCAUUGUCUUUGCUGUUUUCAGGACUCUGGAAAUGGAGUCUGUUCUGUCCCAAGUAAAACCAGACUGUGGUGUGCAAGGGACUGGAAUAAAAUGAUUUAUGACCUGAAGGAUGCUACGGAAUGUUUGUUCAUAUCUUGCUUAGGGUGGGGAAGGGGUCUGCUGUGUGUGCUGUCCCAUCCCAGCAAUGUGUCCCAAGGAGACUUUCCAUAACGGGAAAUCAAGAAUUGUCAAUCAUUUGGAGCAGCCCCUUAAUCAAUUGACUUUGUGUAACUCCUGCCUGGCAUUAAAGCAUGUUUAUUAUUUAAUAUGAUUGUUUGGAACAUGGAACGUGGAACAUGAGAUUUUCCUGA
Molecule: messenger RNA, 3581 nt
Organism: Sciurus carolinensis (gray squirrel)
Lineage: Eukaryota; Metazoa; Chordata; Mammalia; Rodentia; Sciuridae
Gene: Ncald
Product: neurocalcin delta
Exons: 5
Coding region: 159-740 (193 amino acids)
Biological process (GO): calcium-mediated signaling
Cellular component (GO): cytosol
Molecular function (GO): tubulin binding; calcium ion binding; actin binding
Source: RefSeq, a predicted model, not a curated record